Messenger RNA from Tetranychus urticae (two-spotted spider mite), 2552 nucleotides. RefSeq names its product cardioacceleratory peptide receptor. Gene Ontology annotation, cellular component: plasma membrane. NCBI's taxonomy places the organism in Eukaryota, Metazoa, Arthropoda, Arachnida, Trombidiformes, Tetranychidae. Gene Ontology annotation, molecular function: vasopressin receptor activity; neuropeptide receptor activity. The record is from RefSeq and is a predicted model, not a curated record. Gene Ontology annotation, biological process: neuropeptide signaling pathway.
UUAAAGUUGCAAGUUACUUUGAAAACAUUUUUCCUUGUAAGACAAGCCGAGAGAAAAGCCCUCUAAGCCAAAAUCCCAAAUCACAGUUAUCUAAUUGUAAGUCCAUCACUAAAGUCUUUAACCAAUCAACUUGAUAAUGUUCAUCAAUUGAUGCUCAACAGAAUCUCCAAAUCGUUUCAAUUAAUCCUAGUUUCCUAUCCAAUGUAUUGUGAUUAACAGUCAAAUUUACUUUCAAUGUUUCAAUAAAUUGGUUAAAAGUGAAACUUUUAAAACAGUGUAAAGUUGAACCUCAAGUUGAGUUAAACUUGAGUUUCAAAAAGGUGAAUCUUUGGUUGACAAGUCAAAAUAGUUCUUAAAUAACAAUAGAAGGUGUAUUUUGCUCUGAAAAAAUUGAAACCCAAAACCAAAUGGACCAAUUCACAGGGUAAAGUGAAAUAUUUUUGAGGUAAAAAACGAUUGAAAAACUUACCAAAAGUUGAAAAGGCAACAAAAGAGAGGGAAAAGUAAAACAAGAUUUUUGUUUCAAUUGAUCAAUGACAAUGUUCAAUACAACGUUUCCAUCCUUUCCAUCAACUGAUCUACAGUCAACCUCACCAGUGGACAUAGUUUAUCGGUUCAAUGAUCAAAUUGUUGACUUUAAUUCACUUCAUCACCAACGUUCAUCACCUUCACCACAUUCAUUUCAACCAAGUCAACACUCUUCAAAAUUGCUAUUAAACGGUACAGCCGACUGGUCGACUAACGGUUCCAUCGAGUUUACCUUCAAUGAAACUGAAAAAGAUUUUCAAGUUUACUAUUUCUAUCAGACUGAACAAUUGACUUUUCUUUGGAUUAUUUUUGUAAUGAUUGUUUUCGGAAAUUGCUCAGUCCUUGGAACUUUACUGUUAUCGAAAGGACGAAAAUCUCGAAUGAACUUUUUCAUAAUGCAUUUAGCAAUUGCAGAUUUAUUGGUUGGUUUAAUCAAUGUUUUAACGGACAUUGUUUGGCGAUUUACUGUUGGUUUUUACACUGGAGAUACGGCUUGUAAGGCAAUCAAAUUUGCUCAGGUUGUUGUAACUUAUGGUUCAACUUAUGUUUUGGUUGCACUUAGUAUUGACAGAUAUGAUGCCAUUACACAUCCAUUAAAUUUUACAAUUAGAGCUCGUCGAGCCAAAUUUUUGAUUGCCUUUGCUUGGACAUUAUCGGGAAUCUUUUCAAUUCCAACCCUUUUUCUGUACAAAAUUCAUAAUAUUGAAGAUAAACCUCAAUGUUGGAUUCAUCUUGAACCAGAAGAAUGGCAAAUUUACAUGACUUUGGUGGCGACAUCUCUUUUCUUUAUACCAACAGUCAUCAUCUCCGCCUGUUAUUCAAUCAUUGUUCACACCAUUUGGACUAAAUCUAGGCUUAUGGGUUCAUCGCCUAGGAAAAAGGUCAAACAUUUGAAUGGUUGCUCUUUAGUUUCUGAAAACAAUUGCUGUUCUAAUCAUCUUACUUCUAAUGGUAAAAAUAAUAUUAAUAAUAAUCUUAAAAGUAAUAACCCUAAUUAUACUGGAAAUAUUAAAAAUGAAGCUCGAUUUUCUGGCUUUGAAUCAGCUGAUCUUGAUUUUAAACGGAUGAGUUCGAGAGGAGUUAUACCAAGAGCUAAAAUUAAAACCAUUAAAAUGACGCUGGUAAUCAUUUUUGUCUUUAUACUCUGUUGGAGUCCAUAUUUUGUUUGGGAUCUUCUCCAAGUGUAUCAACAGAUACCUCGAACGCAAACAACUGUGGCCAUAUCAACCUUCAUUCAAAGCUUAGCUCCAUUAAAUAGUGCUGCUAAUCCAUUAAUUUAUUGUCUAUUUUCAACUCAUGUUUGCCGAAAUUUCCGUAAACAUUCAGCCGUCCUUUGGUUAACAAACGUUAUUUGCUUCUGUUUGCCGCGCCUAUACCCAAUCAGGGGAAGUACUCUUCGUAGCGAUAACAAUACUCUAACAUCAACUUAUACUCGUUCAUCUGGACGAAACUCAUUAAGCCCUCACAAUAGAUAUCAAAUGGCUACGCGCAAUAAAUUCACCUACCAACAGCAACAACAAUCAUUUCAACCAUCAUCUUUGUAUCCACAUAAGACAUUUGAUACUUAUGGUGAUACUAUUCAGCAAACAACACUCAUCCUUGACAAUAACGAUGCUAAUAGUGAUACUGAUUGUAAAUUGAAUAGCAAUAAGUUAACCCUAAAUAACAGUAAGCUUGAUCUAUCGACAUCUGAUAGUGAGGUUUCCACUAGGUUAAGGUAGUACAAGGUAAUACAAUAAGUAAAUAUUGAUUAGUAUUGCAACAAAAUUAAUUUGUAUGCCAAUGUGAAAACUAAAUCAUAUAUUUUUUUGAUAAUUGUUGCUAGACACAUUGUUAAUAUGAAUAUGAUGAAUUGUGCAAAUGUUUUUUUUGCCACUUCUAUGUAAACCUUCAAAUGUAAUAUUUUUUCCUCCCCUUUUUGUAUGAAAUCAAAAAUUGAAUCUUUUUUGUAUUCUAAGCAUACACAUUUAACAUAAUCAUUAUCAAAUACAAGGACAAGGUACAAAUAAACAAGUUAUUGAAUA